AUGGACAAUAAAAGCAACGCCUUGAAUACCACAUGUGGAGUGUGCAACAUUAAUCCAGCCAAAUACAAAUGUCCGCAAUGUUCAAUACCGUAUUGCUCAUUAAUAUGCUUUAAAAGUGAGAGUCAUCAAUCAAAUCAUAAACAAACCAAUCAAGGCAAUUCAAUUAGUGAUAAGAAGAAUGAAAUUCCUAUCUCGUUGAAUCAAUCAAAACAUACAGAACCAGAAAUUGUAACAGAUAAUAGCGAGUUUGAUGAGGUUCUUCAGGACCCAAUAAUACAGGCGAUGCUUCAAGAGAAAUCUUUACAGUUUCAUUUACUCACUCUAAUAAAAUUGCUAAAAUCGCCUCAGGAAUUGAAGCUAAAUAAUGAAAUAAUAUCAAAUAACGACAAUAGGUUAUCGAUAAUGAAUCAUAAAUUAAACGAUUUAAGAGUAGGAGGAAUAGAAGAAAAUCUGUUAGUGGAAGAGUUUAUACAGCGUGUUUUAACAAUUUAUCAAAACAAAUCCCGAAAUUGA
Molecule: messenger RNA, 513 nt
Organism: Scheffersomyces amazonensis
Lineage: Eukaryota; Fungi; Ascomycota; Pichiomycetes; Serinales; Debaryomycetaceae
Gene: HIT1
Product: Hit1p
Exons: 1
Coding region: 1-513 (170 amino acids)
Biological process (GO): maturation of LSU-rRNA from tricistronic rRNA transcript (SSU-rRNA, 5.8S rRNA, LSU-rRNA); box C/D snoRNP assembly; snoRNA localization
Cellular component (GO): nucleus; pre-snoRNP complex
Source: RefSeq, a predicted model, not a curated record